CCGCUUCCACGUGGUACCGCCAGCCAGUGCUCAGCGGUAGCUUCGAGUCUGCUCCAACUUGACUAUGUUCUCGCAAUUACGCCAAGUAGUGGAAACCCUGGUGCAAGACCAGUCCAGUCCUGGCGACGAACCACCAAGCAGCACCCGCGCUCGUUCGCCGGACGUGAACACAUCCCGCUCUUCAAGUCAGCUUGCUGAAUCCGCCUUCCUGAACUUGCGCAAAUCAUUGGCGACGCAGCGUGCUGGUACUGUCCUUCCACAACGAUCUGCGAGCCCCCAGUCGCGUUCUGGCAGUCCUCAACCACCCUCAGUCCCGAAGAGCAGUAGCGACACCGGCCUGCGCAAGUCAACACUCGAGGAACGACUACGUGCCUCGUUUACUGUCGGCGAAACGCCGAGCAGUGCAACAUCCAACCCGUCUUCCUCCAGGGCAUCGCCCGGCCCCGAUACCUCGCCUGCUCCUCAGAAUGCGCUGUCACCCGAGUUAAUACCCCUGCCUGGGUCCCCGAUCCAAGCUACGCCCAACUUUCCGACCGAAGAAUGCACCAUACCUGCUCCCCAUUCUCCCUCUCCUCCGCUAACAUCGUUGGAAAAUACGGCCCCUUCGACACUAGAUUCUGAGUUGCAGAAUGUGACGGUCCCAUCGAGUGUGUACAACCAGCUCGGGGUUGAACCGCGCGCAUCAGGUACUAACACCAACGGCGAUGUCGCACAAGGGCUGGCACCGGAACAUGUCGACGAUUGCCCCACAGUGGCAACGAUCUCUGCAGGCAGUAACACCAAAGCAGACGCACAUCUCUCUCCAGAUCACCUAGAAACGCCCCCUGCUUUUCAUGAGUCCCCGGUUUCAGUCAUCCCUCAGACUGCGGAUGUGGAAGCUCUACAAGAGCGUCUGAAGCUUGUGGAGCAACGAUUUACAGACAUGUCCACGUCUUUCAAGAAGCUUCAGGCCGAACGGUUUGCAGCUGACGCCCUUAUACGCGAGUUGACUCCAUUGGAGGACGUUAAAAAUGUAGCAGCUUUACGCGACUACCUCACGAAUAUGAACAUGAAGCUCGAGUUGAGCCAAGACGAAUUACAGCGCCUUGGAGGCAAACUCACCCGUCAGGAGGAACGCAUCGAAGAACUUCGAGAUGUUCAUCGCCUUGAGAUUGCAUCUCACUUGGACCAAGCCGGAAAGCUGAAGCAGCAACUGGCAGAGGCAGAGGCUCUUAUCUCUGCAUCACAAGCUUCUGCAAGUCAAACUGAAGAAGAGGAGAUCAAAAAGAAGAGCGAGAUCGCGCAGCUAAAUGCCGACGUGUCGAAGGCAAAGGAAAUGGCAAAGGAGGAGGAAGAAAAGCGCGUUAAAGCCGUCAGCCUGCUGAAAACGGUGAGGCAGAAGCUAGUCAAGGCAGAAAAAGAGAGAGACGACGCGGUGAGGGAGCUCAACGAAAUAAAGGAGCAAGAAAGGCAGGAGCGCGAGAAGUUGAAGUCGGAGAGGGUGAGGUUGCAGAGUGAGGUUGAUGCUGUCAACCUCGAGCGCGAAAAGGCUGUUGCUGGCCUGCGAGCGCAAUUCGACAAAGAGCUGGCGGCCGUGAAUGAUCGGGCGGAGAAAGAGAUAUCCUCGGCAAGAACGCAGUUCGCUGCAGAGUUUGACAGGCUAAAGACUUCCCAUUCAGCUGAACUAGCCGCUAAGGAAUCUCACAUAUCAACCAUGGAGAAGUCAGUGAACAACCUUUCAAACGAGAACAAAUCCUUCUUUAAUCAGCUGCAGCUGCGACAAGCCGAACUGGAGUCAUCACAGCUUCAUGCCGAGUCCUUGCAGAGUCAAAAUACUGAGCUCCAGUUUCAACUACGGGCUGUACAAGAGAGAGUUGCCCUCCUUACUGAUGAACUUAGCGAUCUCCGCAGUGAACACGAAAGUCGAUUGCAAGGGUGCGGUGCUUUAACGGAGGACGUCUCACAUUUGAUCAAUUCUGUGGAGACGAAAUACGAGGCAAAAAUUUCAGAGCUUAGGAGAACAAUGGCUGCUGCGGAGCGAGAACGCACCGAAAGCGAAGCCAACUGGAGCAAAAAACUACUGCUGAAGGCCAGAGAAGCGGACGAGCUUCGGUCCUUCUUGCAAACGUCUACGCGGUCCCGCGAGCAGGAGGAGGAUGUUGCAGAGUCCCUUAGAACUGUGGUUGAAAGACUCAAAGGCGAUGCUCAGCUGCAACAGAGUCGUCUUUCCGAACUGCAGUCAUUGGUUGAGCAGAUGAAGGCCAACGAGACAACUCUACAAAGUCAUCUGUCCGAAGCCAGGGCUGAAGCGGACGAGCACAGAAUGCAAGCCGGUGAAAGCAAAGCACGAGAAGCCCAGUUGCGCACCCACAACAAGACACUGCGAGAGGAGCUUCGUAAGGUACAAAACUCGGCUACCUUGCUGGAGCGCCAACGUAAUCCAGGCGUGGGGUAUUGGUCCUCCCGGACUGGAACUGCGGACUCGCGGACGUCAGUGUCAUCUCCGUCAGACACUCCCUCCCGCGCUGCGUCUCCGGAACCGCAAACAGCAGCUACCGUAGCGAAACGUGAUGAAGAUAUCAACUACGAGUAUUUGCGGAAUGUCAUCCUACAGUUCCUUGAACACAAGGAGAUGAGACCCAACCUCGUACGGGUCCUGUCAACCAUCUUGCGGUUCACCCCUCAAGAAACUCGCCGGCUGAUUGCAAAAGUCUAGUUAUUCCAGUAACGGUCUUAUCUAUACCGCAACGAGAGUCUCUGGUAGAUUUUCCAGCAUGCCCCAGGUUUACUCGGGAAUUGUGCUGCAGGAUAAGAUUAAUAUAGUCCUGGUGAGAAGUGCAAAGCUUGUCAGUAGUCUGAGCGUUGCCCGAGGGAGGAUAUCGUAGUCUAUGCAAUCCUGGGCUUAAUUU
Molecule: messenger RNA, 2888 nt
Organism: Pisolithus orientalis
Lineage: Eukaryota; Fungi; Basidiomycota; Agaricomycetes; Boletales; Pisolithaceae
Exons: 8
Coding region: 65-2695 (876 amino acids)
Cellular component (GO): Golgi apparatus
Source: RefSeq, a predicted model, not a curated record